CUAACUUGUGUUGUCAAUUCUUUCUACUUGCAUCUAGAUCACAGUGUUUCGAAUGGGCUCUGAAGGGCAACAGGACAUUGAAAUGGCCAUACUUACUGCUCUGUUAAAAGGAACAAAUGCUUCAGCUGCAGACCAACUAAGCUUGGCUCUGGCCUGGAACAGAGUGGACAUUGCUCGCAAUCACAUCUUUGUUUAUGGACACAAUUUACCUCCUGCCGGAGCCAUGGCGAACACCACCACCUCUGGAGCUGCAGCUCAGGAGAAACCAAAGAGUCCUGCCAGCGCCCCCCGCAGCAAGGCCCGCCCUAAGAAGGGGAAAGGGAAAGGAAAGGCAAAACCUGAACCUCCAGAGGAGACAGAUCCAAGGAAGCUAGAGCUGAUACGCUGGGUGAAUUCACUGGAGCAGGCUAUGAUGGAUGCUCUAGUGCUGGACCGAGUGGACUUUGUCAAAUUGCUGCUGGAAAAUGGAGUCAACAUUCAUCACUUCCUCACGAUUCCUCGGCUGGAGGAGCUGUAUAACACUAAACUCGGUCCUGCAAACACACUGCAUGUUGUGGUUCGGGAUGUCAAAAAGGGUAACCUUCCUCCAGAUUACCAGAUCACUUUGAUAGACAUUGGUCUUGUGUUGGAAUACCUCAUGGGCGGAGCUUAUCGAAGCAAUUACACAAGGAAGGCCUUCCGAAACCUGUACAACACUCUAUAUGGACUGAAAAGGCCCAAAGCUUUAAAACUCCUAGGAAUGGAGGACGAUGAGCCAAGGACAAAAGGGAAGAAAAAGGCAAAAAAGAAGAAGGAGGAAGAGGUAGAAAUCGAUGUCGACGAUCCAGAGGUGUGUCGGUUCAAGUACCCCUUCCAUGAGCUCAUGUUGUGGGCGGUGCUGUUGAAGCGCCAAAAGAUGGCGCUGUUCCUCUGGCAGCGUGGGGAAGAGGCCAUGGCAAAGGCCCUGGUGGCUUGUAAACUGUAUAAAGGCAUGGCUCACGAGUGCUCUGAGAGUGAGCUGGUGGACGACAUUUCCCAAGACCUGGAAAACAACUCAAAAGAAUUUGGCCAGCUGGCAUACGAGCUGUUGGACCAGUCCUACAAGCACGAUGAGCAGGUGGCGAUGAAACUCCUAACAUAUGAGCUCGUGAACUGGAGCAACUCCACCUGUCUGAAGCUGGCAGUGGCUGCAAAGCAACGAGACUUCAUCGCUCACACCUGCAGCCAGAUGUUGCUCACUGACAUGUGGAUGGGCUGUUUGAGGAUUGGAAAAAGCCCCGGCCUAAAGGUCAUUUUGGGAAUCAUCUUUCCUCCCAUGAUUCUUCUGUUGGAUUUCCGGAUCGGAGAUGAUGCUUCCUAUCAAACACCUGGAGGCAAAUCUGAAGGAAAAGACAAAGAUGAAGACACGAAAUCCAGCAAGGAUCCAAACACAGAUGCUACUUCACGAAAGGGUGAUGAGGAAGAGGGGAGCACUAAAAUUCGAAAAGUCCCCAUUGGAAAAAGAAUCUUUGAGUUUUACGAUGCACCCUUCACCAAAUUCUGGUUCAACACUAUUUCCUAUUUGGGAUAUCUGAUGUUGUAUAACUACAUCAUCCUGGUGAAAAUGGAGCGAUGGCCAUCAAUACAAGAGUGGACUGUCAUAUCGUACAUACUUACUCUUGGAACGGAAAAAGUCAGACAGAUUCUGAUGUCAGAGCCAGGAAAGCUCAAACAGAAGAUAAGUGUGUGGCUGGAGGACUACUGGAACAUCACAGACCUGGUUGCCAUUUGUACUUUCCUUUUUGGGAUGAUGCUUCGCCUGCAGAAUGAACCAUACUUGGGAUAUGGCAGAGUCAUCUACUGUAUUGAUAUUAUCUUCUGGUAUAUUCGAGUUCUGGACAUCUUUGGAGUCAACAAGUAUCUGGGACCAUACGUGAUGAUGAUAGGGAAGAUGAUGAUUGACAUGAUGUACUUCGUGGUCAUCAUGCUGGUGGUGCUUAUGAGUUUUGGAGUGGCUCGGCAAGCCAUCCUCCACCCAGAUGAGGAGCCAACCUGGCGCCUGGCUAGAAACAUCUUCUACAUGCCCUACUGGAUGAUCUAUGGAGAGGUUUUUGCAGACUCGAUAGACCUCUAUGCAAUGGAGAUCAACCCUCCAUGUGGAGACCAGUUAUACGACGAAGAUGGGAAGAAACUUCCUCCGUGCAUUCCUGGCGCCUGGCUCACACCUGCUAUCAUGGCCUGCUACCUUCUUGUGGCCAACAUUCUUCUGGUUAACCUCCUCAUUGCAGUUUUUAACAACACGUUCUUUGAGGUCAAGUCCAUUUCCAACCAAGUGUGGAAGUUUCAACGAUAUCAGUUGAUCAUGACUUUCCAUGACCGUCCAAUUCUGCCUCCACCUCUCAUCAUCUUAAGCCACCUGUACAUCCUCUUCAGCAGGCUGUUCCGACGCUGCGUGAAGAAAAAACAGGAGGGAGAGCUGGAUGAAAAGGACAGAGGCUUAAAGCUCAGGCUGAAUCCAGAAGAGCUUAAGAGUCUGUAUGAGUUUGAAGAACAGUGUGUGGAAGAGUAUUUCCGGGAAAGAGACGAUGAGAAGCAGUCUUCGAGUGAUGAACGCAUCAAGGUUACAUCAGAGAGAGUUGAGAACAUGUCAAUGCGUCUGGAGGAGGUAAAUGAAAGGGAGAACACCAUGAAGGCCUCCCUGCAGACAGUGGACCUGCGUCUGGCCCAGCUGGAGGACAUCCACGGGCGCAUGGCCACUGCCCUAGAAAAGCUGGCAGGGUUGGACAAGCUGGAGCUGACCAGAACUUUUUCUCGAAACUCGUCUGUGUGUGAUCCCUCCUCUCUCCUCCGCCAAGGAAGCAUCAACAGCGCUGAUGGUUACAGUCUUUACCGCUUUCACAUGGACAUGGAGGAAUUUGCGUCCAAGCAGAAAGACACAGACGAGAAGAGUGGCCUAGAGAGACAGCGGAGUCUACGCCAAACCUCCAGUACCUGUGCUCUCAAUACCAACGAGAGUGGUCAGACGUUGGGGGUUGGUGGGCUGGACAGAUCAAGAGCUGGUUCAUGUGUGGACAUCCUCAUUUCGCCAUGUGAACAAAAACCCACCUCUGGGGCAUCAAGUCAAGAAACCUUAACCAACAUAAAGCAAGGCAGCACAAUGAUGUUAGACAGAAUAACAGACAAAAACAGACUAAAACCUUUAUCCCCUGCAAAAAGGGCAAAAUCACUGAAGCUUUACCCAGCUGAUGAUCAAUCCCCAUCUCCUCUGACAAAAAGACGGGCUAUGAGCACCAUCACGGUCAAUCCUCCUGACGAACCAGGGGAAGCUGCAGAGGUAACAGAGAUGACCACACUUCCAGAAGAAACUUCCUCCUCUCCAAGACGGGCAAAAUCUUUACGAUAUCUUCCAACAGAAGGCCAAAGUCAGAUAUCUCCAACCAUGAAAAAGAGGACAAUGAGCAGCAUCAUCUACAACCCUGAUGAGGAUACGGGUCAAGGGACCAGAGCAUCUACAGUCAGAACUCUGACUCAACAGUUUCAAGCACCAGCGGAGCCAAAGAAUCUCCAUCAGGUGGACAAAACUCUACAAGAACCAGAGGAAGAUCCGAAAAGAACAAAGGCCAAAAGGAACCUCUCAGACGGCACAGACUAUCUGACCGUAGCUGACGAAACGUAUUUACGGUCUCACAGGUCGCAGAGUUGCAACGCUAGCGACAGGAAGGCAAAACCCUUGGUGGUCCCCAAGGGGCCAAGACCUUCUAGCAGUGAGCACGACAUUGCCAGCAAGGGGUUGCCUGCUGGAGGAGGGGGUGAUGGUGCAAAAACGAAAGCAGGAAGACAGAAGAAGAAAUAUGUGAAGAGAAGUGAGAGAAACCAACAAAAGCAGGAAGUGAAACUUCAAGCCAGUCGUCAAGAUAAAGUUGGAUUUUCCUGAAGCACAAUGUUCUUUUAGCAGGUCAACGACAUUUUCAAUCUACAAUAGUUCAAGUCAACACGCUCAUAGUGAUCCACCUUCUUUUACUUGUGCUACUUUUCAUCAUCAGUGUAACAUACAGGGACUUGCACAAAACAAUCACAACACAGCUUUUUUUCCAGCAGCUGCUUUCCCAUUGCGGAUGUCUGAACAGUUUUGAACAAAAUCAAAACAAAAACAUGUAUAAACAUUGUUAACAGCAAAAAAACUUCAUCAUUCUGUAUAUGAUAAGAGAUGUUCUAAUACUGGAAUCUGUCACUCUUCAGGAACUGUGCUUCAUCGUAACCCCUGUCCGAACUCCCCCCACCUUUAAUCUCACAUGCAAAUAUGUUACAGUACGCACUUUGUUCAUUUUCAUUUUUAAAACAGGGGCAUGUGUAAAUACAGAUUUUACUGCAAAAGGAUGAAUAAAGCAUGAGAAAACA
This is a messenger RNA of Oryzias latipes (Japanese medaka), 4356 nucleotides long. It is a transcript of the gene trpm1b, whose product is annotated as transient receptor potential cation channel, subfamily M, member 1b. Gene Ontology annotation, cellular component: plasma membrane. The record is from RefSeq and is a predicted model, not a curated record. Gene Ontology annotation, biological process: protein tetramerization; metal ion transport; monoatomic cation transmembrane transport. Gene Ontology annotation, molecular function: calcium channel activity. NCBI's taxonomy places the organism in Eukaryota, Metazoa, Chordata, Actinopteri, Beloniformes, Adrianichthyidae.